AGCGCGUUCCUCCCGCCCCGCGCUCUCUAGCGACCGGAGCCCCGCCCCAGCGUGCGGCCGUUGGGGUGCGGCGCGCAGGCGGUUCCCUCUUUCUCAGGGACGCGCGCGGGGCUCGGCCUAUAGUUGGGACGAUGUCGCGCUACGGGCGUUAUGAGACCAAGGUGUACGUGGGGAACCUGGGCACGGGCGCGGGCAAAGGCGAGCUGGAGAGAGCCUUCAGCUACUAUGGGCCGCUGAGAACCGUGUGGAUCGCCAGGAACCCGCCGGGGUUCGCCUUCGUGGAGUUCGAAGACCCGAGGGAUGCUGAAGAUGCUGUGCUUGGCCUCGAUGGGAAGAUUAUCUGUGGCUCCAGAGUUCGAGUGGAAGUGUCGACGGGCAUGCCCCGUCGCUCCCGUUACGACAGGCCUCCUGCGCGGCGCCCCUUCGACCCCAACGACAGAUGCUAUGAGUGUGGUGAGAAAGGCCACUAUGCCUACGACUGCCAUCGCUACAGCCGCCGGAGGAGGAGCAGGUCCCGGUCUCGAUCCCGCUCCAGGUCCCGAGGAAGAAGGUAUUCUCGCUCACGCAGUCGAAGCCGUGGUAGGAGGUCAAGGUCAGCUUCCUACCGCAGGUCCAGGUCAAUCUCUCCUCGUAGGUAUAGAUCAUUUUCACCUCGCAGAUCACGGUCUGGCUCUUUAAGGAGAUCAAGAUCUAGGUCCAGAUCACGCUCAAGGUCUCGGUCUGUUGUAUGGCCUCGAAGCAGGUCUGGGUCCCAUGGUAGAUCUAAAUCUGGCUUACCUGCUAAAAGUCGCUCAAAGUCCAGAUCACCAUCUCCAAAGAGAAGUCACUCACCAUCAGGAAGCCCUUGAAGGAGGAAUGCAUGUCCUGAAAAAGUGGAUUCCAGUUAAAAGGUUAAAGUUUAAGAAGAAGAUUUAUUUUGUUUACAUUAUUAUAAGGGAUUUUGUGGUGUCUUUAUAAACGCAAGGGCUUAGUCCUAGAAGGUUGUUUCUAUUGCCUAACAGCAGGCAUGAAUUUGGAUCUUUUAAAAGUAGACUAAUGCAAAACUCCUUUGUUGUGUUAAUGUUCAGUGAUCUGGAAAUAUAGGGCUUUUUGUAUUUGGUGCAUUGGAAUAAACAGUGCAUUUCUAACUAAGA
Messenger RNA from Lagopus muta (rock ptarmigan), 1133 nucleotides. Its product is annotated as serine/arginine-rich splicing factor 7-like. Gene Ontology annotation, cellular component: nuclear speck. Lineage: Eukaryota; Metazoa; Chordata; Aves; Galliformes; Phasianidae. Gene Ontology annotation, molecular function: RNA binding; zinc ion binding. Bases 132 to 848 code for a protein of 238 amino acids. The record is from RefSeq and is a predicted model, not a curated record. Gene Ontology annotation, biological process: mRNA splicing, via spliceosome. The transcript is spliced from 9 exons.